Molecule: messenger RNA, 1956 nt
Organism: Schistocerca serialis cubense
Lineage: Eukaryota; Metazoa; Arthropoda; Insecta; Orthoptera; Acrididae
Product: serine protease persephone-like
Exons: 6
Coding region: 1-1296 (431 amino acids)
Biological process (GO): proteolysis
Molecular function (GO): serine-type endopeptidase activity
Source: RefSeq, a predicted model, not a curated record
AUGCCGCCCCCAGUGCCGCCCCCGGCGCCGCUCCCGGCGCCGCCCCCAGCGCCGACGCCCCCCGGAUUCGCCCCUCCUCCCGGCGCCGCCCACCCCUUUCGCCGCAAGGCCAUCCCCUCCAGAGCGCUGCCCGGCAGUUCGUGGACGUACCGCUGCUGCUGCUACUGUUGUUGUCGCUGUCCUCCCGCAGAGGGCGCCGCCUGCUGGGACGACGCGGCCGCCGCCCCCGGCACCUGCCGCAGGGUCCGCCACUGCCGCAGCGCGCUCGGCGCCAUCCUCGAGCGCCGGCCGCUGCCGCGCCGCUGCGGCUUCGUCGGCUUCGACGAGGUCGUCUGCUGCACGGACGACCAGCGCGACGACGACACGGGGCGCGACGAGUACGACGGCGGCGUCCCGGCUGACUGCUGGGAUCGGUACGACGACGGAGACGACGAGGUCCGAGAUCCGUACUGGGACGCCGGUGACAACGACAUCUGGGCAGACGAGGGCCGCGCGGGGAUCGAGGAGGAACGGCCCAGUGUAGCAGCCUGCCGCAAAUACAAAAACGAGCGGAGCGGCCCUGAGUUCUACAUUCUCCUAGGCAAACUGGUUGGCCAACUCGAAUUCCCACACAUGGCGGCGCUGGGCUUCAACGUCCCCAACACGGAGGGCCUCAGCUGGCUGUGCGGAGGGACCCUCAUCAGCGACCAGUUCGUCCUCACCGCGGCCCACUGCUGCGCCAACAGGGUCACGGGCAGACCGGUGGCAGUACGCCUCGGGACAGUCGAUCUGACGUCCACAGGAGAUUAUGGCGCAGACUACGGGAUCUCGGAGAUCGUGCUGCACCCCAGCUACAGGAAGCGGCGGUCCUACGGCGACAUAGCGCUGCUGAGGCUGGACAGGAGGGUGGAGUUCAGCGACGCCGUCUUCCCCGCCUGUCUCAACACGCAGGACGGAGACCCGCCGAGCUUCACUGCCGCCGGCUGGGGCGCCACGAACGCUGCCGGAACGCGAAUGAGCUCAACGCUUCUGAAGACCACAAUUUACCCAUUCCCGUUAUCGGACUGCCAAAACGCUUAUAAGGACAAAUUUCCAAGAGAAAUUGACUCAUCAAUAAUAUGUGCCGGAGAUCCAGAAGGAAAGACUGAUACCUGCGGGGGAGAUUCUGGAGGACCUCUGGUCAUGGGGAAGUCGGCACCUUACACGGUUGUGGGCAUCACUAGCAUGGGUCCAAAACCGUGUGGAGGUAAUGUGCCCAGUAUUUACACCCGUGUGUCCCAUUACAUUGACUGGAUAGAAGAUCACGUCUGGCCCUGACAUGAGAGGACAAACGUCAAGGAUUUCUCAAGCACGUUUACGGAUGUGUUGUCUCUUGCAUUCAAACUUUACCAAAGAUUUUUAAGUUUUAUGUCAUUAAUGUUUAAUGGCCCUCACUUGUUUUAAGUAGUUGUGUACCUUGAAGUUUCUGAACAUUGUCGACAAUAGAGUGUACUUAAGGUGUACUGCGUUACCUACGAAUUGUGUUACAGAACUUCUACGCUGUAGAGCGUGUCAGAUUAAUACGUGUAGUACCAAGUACUCUGCAGUGACUGUGUUUACGCUGCUUUUACAUUCUCAAAAAUUAAUUGUUUUGAUGAAAUUCAGCUUUAACUGAACUGCGGUAAGAUGAACUGUUCAACUUGGUACUGCCAUCUAAGUUAUCAUGCAGUGAAGAUAUUCACACUGAAGAUUCAAUGGUGAAAGAAGAUGAAAAGUGUUUAUUGCAAGUCAAAGACUGAUAAUUACUGUCUGUGAUAGAUGUACCCAUUCACAUAAAUUAGUACGAGUAGGUUACAAAAAAAAAGAAGACUGAUAUUUAUUAUAUAAAACUGUGAUAUAUUUCCAGCAAGACAUUUCAGUUCCGUUAGAACUACUGGUGGUUUGUUUAUAGGGAACAAUGUCUUACCAUAUUAAAUGUACUCUGUGUUUUCUACUUGA